Rana temporaria (common frog) is the source of this 1931-nucleotide messenger RNA. RefSeq names its product aldolase, fructose-bisphosphate C (gene ALDOC). Gene Ontology annotation, biological process: fructose 1,6-bisphosphate metabolic process; glycolytic process. Lineage: Eukaryota; Metazoa; Chordata; Amphibia; Anura; Ranidae. The record is from RefSeq and is a predicted model, not a curated record. Bases 127 to 1221 code for a protein of 364 amino acids. The transcript is spliced from 9 exons. Gene Ontology annotation, molecular function: fructose-bisphosphate aldolase activity. Gene Ontology annotation, cellular component: cytosol.
GGGAGGGGCGUGGCCAGGAGCGGGUAUUAGAUCUCUGGAGUCACGUAGCUCUGCAGCAGAAUCGCAUCGCACAGAGCAGAUCGGAGGUUUAUCAUUCAUCAAUAGAACGUACAGGAAAAGUCCAAAAUGACCCAUCAAUAUCCAGCACUGAGUACGGAGCAGAAGAAGGAGCUGGCUGACAUUGCCCAGCAGAUCGUAGCUGAAGGGAAGGGUAUCCUGGCAGCUGAUGAGUCUGUAGGGAGUAUGGCCAAGCGUUUUAGCGGCAUUGGCGUGGAGAACACCGAGGAGAAUAGGCGUCUGUACCGUCAGCUUCUCUUCAAAGGCGAUGAGCGUAUGCAACAGUGUAUUGGUGGCGUCAUCUUCUUCCAUGAGACCAUGUACCAAGAGGCAGACUGUGGCACCAAUUUUGUCAAAAUGAUUAAGGAUAAAGGCCUUCUUGUAGGAAUUAAGGUGGAUAAAGGGGUUGUUCCCCUCGCUGGUACUGAUGAUGAAACCACAACUCAAGGUUUGGAUGGCUUGUCCGAGCGUUGUGCCCAAUACAAGAAGGAUGGUGCCGACUUUGCAAAGUGGAGAUGCGUAUUGAAAAUUAGUGAGCACACCCCCUCUUCACUGGCCAUCAUGGAAAAUGCCAAUGUCCUAGCUCGCUAUGCAAGCAUUUGCCAGCAGAAUGGUAUUGUUCCCAUUGUGGAACCAGAAAUUCUUCCUGAUGGAGAUCAUGACCUGAAACGCUGCCAGUACGUCACUGAAAAGGUUCUAGCUGCAGUCUACAAGGCUCUAAGCGACCAUCACAUUUAUCUGGAGGGCACACUACUGAAACCAAACAUGGUAACCGCUGGCCAUGCCUGCCCCAAGAAAUACACUGCUGAGGAGAUCUCCAUGGCAACCGUGACAGCACUUCGCCGCACUGUGCCACCUGCUGUCCCAGGUGUCACUUUCCUGUCUGGUGGCCAAAGUGAGGAGGAAGCCACUAUUAAUCUGAAUGCAAUGAACAACUGUCCUCUAGCAAGACCUUGGGCUCUUACUUUCUCCUAUGGACGUGCUCUCCAGGCCUCAGCACUGAAUGCUUGGCGUGGCAAGAAGGAAAAUGAGCAUGCAGCUGCAGAGGAGUUCUUGACACGUGCAGAGGCAAAUUCCCUAGCGGCCUGUGGAAAGUAUGAGCACAGCAGUGAUGGAUCAGGGGCAGCUAGUCAGUCCCUGUACGUUGCUAAUCAUGCCUAUUAAGCUUGGUAGCCAUAUGAGCACUGACCUGCAGAACACCACCACUCUGCUUCCCUCGUUCUUCAGCAUUCACGUGGACAUCCCCUGCAGCCAAAGCUUGGACUAACCACAGCCAUUCGCCUCCCCCAGUAACAUUACACUGCUAGUAUAAGCUAUCUUAAAUACAAUAAUGGGGUCCAGCCUUUUGUCUUGCAGUGUAAUGUAUUUGGUUGUUAGCUAUUUUCAUACUAGAUCUUUUAUUUUUUACAGGUCUAAGGAUAAAGAAUAUAUGGUAAAGCUAUAAAAAAAAAGUAUAAUAUUUAAUAAUUGGACUGACCUCUGCUGGACAGGAGAAGAGUAGAUGUUUUAUGUAACAAAUUACUUUUUCCUUGAUCUAGUACACUGGAAUAAUUUCCCUGCACAAUGUAGACACUAUUGAACCCUUGGUAGUGUAUUUUAGAACAGUCUUUCUCCAGUAACACGUUCACUCAUCUAGGCACUGUUCUGUGAAAGGUCUUGCACUUUGUGGUACAUCCAUAGAUUGCGCGGUUGUGCGCUACUUAUAACUCUGGGAGGUAGAUCCAUCCUUUAUGUACAUUGGAUGGUGUUAAAGUACAGAAGCCCUUAACACUAGACGAUAACUUACUGCUGUGUAUAUUGUGAAAUAGUGUUGUCGUUAUCUGUAUGCAACUGAUGUACCAAAUAGAUUAAAAAAAAUAAACCAGUGAAAUUUA